AUGAACAUAUGUCUUCCGCUUGGAAUCGCGCUUUUUCAGGCACAGAAUAUGCAGCUCUUCAGUCUAUUUUGGGGACAAAAGCACCUCGUUUGGCUACGCUCUAAAGAUCUCGGGUCAGCAAACACUUCGAAACAUGAGGAAACGUCAUGCCCUCCGAGCAAUAUCAUCCUCCGAUGCUGGUACAAGUGGCGGGAUGUCUGCAUCUUAAGAAAAACUUAUAUAGUUAUUGCUAUCGGUACUGCUCUACAGCUCGUUGUGGCUUUGACCAUUUUUCUUAUCUCAAGACGUUUUCAUCCCGGAUUUAGACUUGUGGGGAAACCGGUUUCUCGCUUUCAAUGUAGAGCUGGAUGGGAAUGGUUUCACUCAGGCAUCUGGCAGGCGGUUUGGACAUAUGGCUACGGCCCCUUUAUCCUCUUCAAGAUUAGAAAGAUCCAAGAUACCCAUAGAUGGCGGCUACAGACAACCUUGGCCAUACUUUUCAGUCUGCCUGCUUUGCCAUUGUGGCUUUCGACUUGGUUUAUGCCGAACUUCUAUAUUAUGAAUUCCCACUGGCCUCCUAAUCUAUGGUUCGUGCCCGGACUUGGAGCGAUGGAAUUUGUGAUAUUGUUUUUUCCGAUCAUUGAGAUAUGGGAGUUUGAGAAACGCCAGCGAAAAGCACGUGAAGAGCCUGGCCACACAAAGUUCAGCAAGUACAGCAUAGCAGCAUUGGAGCGGGCAUUACAUCAUGACAUUGACCGCUUGGAGGAAUUCGCUGCGACCAAGGACUUUACUGGGGAAAACAUCAUUUUUCUCAAGCGCGUUGAGGGCUGGAAAGAGAAGUGGAGGUUGUCGGAGAUCGAGGCAGGUGGCGGGGAAUUGACACCACCGGUUCUUCGCUCACUAUACGAUACUGCUGAGCAUAUAUUCAACGCUCUUAUUCACCGAGAAUCCUCUGCUUUUCCGUUGAACAUUGAAGAAGAUGUCUAUCUUCCCUUGAGCAGAGUCUUCGGUGAAUCUGACUAUAGAUCUCAGAGAUGUCUCUCCAUGCAUAAGUUCCCUUCCGUUUCAAAGGCAAUAGCUCCGUUUGCAGACGAGAUUCUCACAAGCGCAAGAAGAACGCCCGAAAACAAGGGAUUUCGGAAAAUCGAAGGUUCGCGAGAGCCCGAGAAGCCCGAAUACAAUGAUGAGAGGCCACCAACACCCCCACGGAAAAAUUCAGUCCUAAUCGUACCGCCUGAGCCACCAAUGAGUUUUGAUAUCCGCGUCUUUGAUAGAGCGGAGAUCGCAGUUAAGCAAAUGGUUUUGACAAAUACUUGGAUUCGUUAUGUAGAUUCGCUACCUCCCUCUGAGCGUUCUUUGAUAGGCGUGGGACCUACGAUUUCACCACCAAUAAGUUGGAGAUGGAAAAAUUAUUUCUGGAAAAAAGAUUCGGAAGGAUUAUAA
This is a messenger RNA of Morchella importuna, 1422 nucleotides long. RefSeq lists its product as uncharacterized. The record is from RefSeq and is a predicted model, not a curated record. NCBI's taxonomy places the organism in Eukaryota, Fungi, Ascomycota, Pezizomycetes, Pezizales, Morchellaceae. The coding region runs from base 1 to 1422 and encodes 473 amino acids. The transcript has 7 exons.